Molecule: messenger RNA, 725 nt
Organism: Salvia hispanica
Lineage: Eukaryota; Viridiplantae; Streptophyta; Magnoliopsida; Lamiales; Lamiaceae
Source: RefSeq, a predicted model, not a curated record
UCUUCAAUCUUCACCACCACCUCAAAAUCCUCUUCUUCCACACUCCUUCAACACCUCUCCUCUCUUCUCCAAAUGGCAAUCAAAAAAUCAAGCAAACUCUCUCAAGCAGCAGCGCUCAAGCAGAUCCUCAAACGCUGCUCCAGCCUCGGCAAGAAGCAGCAGCACGGCUACGACCACGACCCCGUCGACGUCCCCAAGGGCCACUUCGCCGUCUACGUCGGCGAGAACCGCAGCCGCUACAUCGUCCCCAUCUCCUUCCUCUCCCACCCGGACUUCCAAUGCCUGCUCCGCCGAGCCGAGGAGGAGUUCGGAUUCGACCACGAAAUGGGGCUCACUCUCCCCUGCGAAGAGGUCUUCUUCCGAUCGCUCACUUCCAUGAUCCGAUGAAGCUCAAUUGCUAGGGUUUUUUCUUUUUUUUUUUCAAUUUUCAAUUUUUGAUUUUCAUCCGAUCCCGCGCGUUGGUGAAAUUUGUAUUAUACCGCGGAUUUUUGGAGAGAGAUGGUCAAGAUGGAGGAAUUGAGCUGCAGAAUUGCUGAAUUCUCUCCUCUUUUUUCAAUAUCUUUCUUCGCAUUUUUAGAGGAAUCUCUGAUCUUAGAGCCCUGAAUUGUGGGGGUGCUUGUUUACGAGGGUUGGAUUUGUAGAUAAGGUGUUUGUGAUUUUUCCUCACAGAGGUGUUUGCUUUUACACCCUGUGAUAGAAUUUAACGGUAAUUUUAAUUCUGCUUA